Antrostomus carolinensis (chuck-will's-widow) is the source of this 932-nucleotide messenger RNA. Its product is annotated as erlin-2. The record is from RefSeq and is a predicted model, not a curated record. Gene Ontology annotation, molecular function: cholesterol binding; ubiquitin protein ligase binding. Lineage: Eukaryota; Metazoa; Chordata; Aves; Caprimulgiformes; Caprimulgidae. The annotation marks the transcript as partial. Gene Ontology annotation, cellular component: endoplasmic reticulum membrane; endoplasmic reticulum. Gene Ontology annotation, biological process: SREBP signaling pathway. The transcript is spliced from 9 exons.
CCUCUUUCCUUAAACCCCCUCAGACCACGCUGCAGACCGACGAGGUGAAAAACGUUCCUUGUGGUACCAGUGGAGGAGUGAUGAUUUAUUUUGACAGAAUCGAGGUGGUGAAUUUCCUCAUCCAGAGUGCAGUUUACGACAUAGUGAAGAACUACACGGCUGACUAUGACAAAGCUCUCAUCUUCAACAAGAUCCACCACGAGCUGAACCAGUUCUGCAGUGUCCACACGCUGCAGGAGGUCUACAUUGAGCUGUUUGAUCAGAUUGAUGAAAAUCUUAAACUGGCUUUGCAGCAAGACCUGACUACAAUGGCCCCUGGAUUAAUUAUACAGGCAGUUCGAGUUACAAAGCCAAACAUCCCUGAAACAAUCCGGAGGAAUUAUGAGCUCAUGGAGAGUGAGAAGACAAAGCUGCUGAUUGCAGCGCAGAAGCAGAAGGUGGUGGAGAAGGAAGCGGAGACAGAGAGGAAGAAAGCUCUCAUCGAGGCAGAAAAAAUUGCACAAGUCGCCGAAAUCACUUACGGACAGAAAGUGAUGGAAAAGGAAACAGAGAAGAGAAUUUCAGAGAUUGAAGAUGCUGCAUUUCUUGCAAGAGAGAAGGCAAGAGCUGAUGCUGAAUGCUACACUGCUAUGAAAGUAGCCGAGGCAAACAAGCUGAAGUUAACUCCUGAGUACUUGCAGCUGAUGAAAUACAAGGCUAUCGCAGCAAACAGCAAGAUAUAUUUUGGCAAAGAUAUCCCCAACAUGUUCAUGGACUAUGCAGGAAGCCAAACCAAAUUUGCAGAGGGACUGGCAGGAGGAAUCCAAGAAGAGGAUGGAGCAGGAACGAGUGAGGACACAAAACUACUUCAUAACGUCAACUGAAUGGAAAGAUUUCUAUUUGUUUUAUAUCAAAAAAAGAAACAUGAACUGGGAAGUUCCUUUUCAUUUUCC